Emiliania huxleyi CCMP1516 is the source of this 2847-nucleotide messenger RNA. It is a transcript of the gene AP1G-2, whose product is annotated as gamma-adaptin. The coding region runs from base 80 to 2572 and encodes 830 amino acids. Gene Ontology annotation, cellular component: membrane coat; Golgi apparatus; AP-1 adaptor complex. The record is from RefSeq and is a predicted model, not a curated record. Gene Ontology annotation, molecular function: clathrin-cargo adaptor activity. Gene Ontology annotation, biological process: intracellular protein transport; Golgi to vacuole transport; receptor-mediated endocytosis. NCBI's taxonomy places the organism in Eukaryota, Haptophyta, Isochrysidales, Noelaerhabdaceae. The transcript has 3 exons.
CGCUCUGUACACACAGCGCCCACCCCACUCCGCGAGCGCUGUGACCAGAGCAGCCGCGCGCGGCGGCCGAGCAGGAGACAUGUCCAUCCGGCUGCGGGAGCUCAUCCGCAACGUGCGGUCCUGCAAGACGCAGGCCGACGAGCGCGCGUGCAUCCACAAGGAGUGCGCCUCGAUACGCACAGCCUUCAAGGAUGAGAACAAUGAGCUGCGGCAUCGGAACGUGGCAAAGCUGCUGUUUAUCCACAUGCUCGGGUACCCGACCCACUGGGGCCAGAUGGAGUGCCUCAAGCUGAUCGCCGGCAGCAAGUUUUUGGAGAAGCGGAUCGGCUACCUCGGGCUCAUGAUUCUGCUGGACGAGCGGCAGGAAGUGCUCAUGCUGGUCGAGAACUCGCUGAAGAACGACCUGCAGUCGUCCAACCAGUACAUCGCCGGCCUCGCCUGCUGCGCCAUCGGCAACAUCUCCUCGGCCGAGAUUUGCCGCGACCUGUCGCCCGAGGUGGAGAAGCUCAUGGUGGGCUCCAAUCCGUUUGUGUCGAAAAAGGCGUCGCUCUGCUGCAUCCGGAUCCUGCGCAAGUGCCCCGAGCUGUGCGACACCUUCCUCGAGCGCAUCGGCACGCUGCUCGGUUCGCGCAACCACGCCGUGCUCCUCACCUGCCUCAAGCUGAUGCGCGAGAUGUGCAUCACCGAGCCGGCGAUGAUCGAGCAGCUGCGCCGCCACACGCCGACGCUGAUCGCUGCGCUCAAGAACCUGGUGCUCUCGGGGUACGCGCCCGAGCACGACGUGCACGGUAUCGUCGACCCCUUCCUCCAGGUCGAGAUCCUCACGAUGCUGCGCGUCCUCGGCCGUGGCCACUCGGAGACGUCGGACCAGAUGAACGACAUCCUCGCGCAGGUCGCCACAAACACAGAGUCAGCGAAGAACGCGGGCAACGCGAUCCUGUACGAGUGCGUCCUCACCAUCAUGGCGAUCGAGGUCGAGUCGGGCCUCCGCGUCCUCGCCGUCAACAUCCUCGGCCGCUUCCUCAUCAACCGCGACAACAACAUCCGGUACGUCGCGCUCAACACGCUGCACAAGGUCAUCGCGCAGGACACGCAGGCGGUGCAGCGGCACCGCAACACGAUCGUGGACUGCCUCAAGGACAACGACUCGUCCAUCCGGCAGCGCGCGCUCGAGCUCGUCUACGCGCUCGUCAACGAGGCCAACGUCAAGGUGCUCGUCAAGGAGCUGCUCUCGUACCUGCUCGCGUGCGACGUCGAGUUCAAGGACGAGCUCACGCAGCGCAUCUGCACCGUGGUGGAGAAGUUCUCGACCGACAAGGAGUGGCACGUCGACACCAUCAUCCAGACCCUCUCCGCCUCAACCUCCUUCGAGUCCGAGGAGACCGUCUGCUCGAUGAUCGCCCUCAUCACCUCGACGCCGGAGCUGCAGGCGUACGCGACGCACAAGCUCUACGCCAAGCUCGCCGACCAGACCAACCAGCCAGUGCUGCUGCAGCUCGCCGUCUGGUGCGUCGGCGAGUACGGCGAGAUGCUGAUCGGCGGUGUGCCCGCCGGCGUCGAGGCCGAGGCGCCCGACCCGCAGACCGUCGUCGAGCUGCUCACUUCGGUGAUGCGAUCGCCCGUGGCGGACGUGACGACCAAGGAGUACACCAUCAACGCCUUCGUCAAGCUGACCACCCGCUUCGCGAAUGCGCCCGACUCGCUCGCCUUGAUACACAAGCAGCUCGCCGCCUACUCGUGCUCCAUGUCGCUGGAGCUGCAGCAGCGCUCCGUCGAGUACUCGUCGCUGCUCAAGCUGGACGCCAUCCGCGCCGGCGUGCUCGAGCGGAUGCCCGCUUUCGCGAAGAAGGACCGGCAGGCGGCGGCGGCGGCGGCGGCGGCGCUAGCGAUGGACGGCGAUGGCCCGAGCAGAGGCAGCGCGUCGGAGCUCAUGGCGGCGCCGGCCGUCAUGGCUGCAGCCGCGCCCGCGCCGCCGUCCGAGAUGGACCUGCUCGGCGACAUCUUGGGCGGGUCGCCGGCGCCGGCGCCCGCGAUGCCGGCGAUGGGCGGUGCGCCCGCCGCGCCGCCGCCGGCCGCGGGCGGGAUGGAUUUGCUGGACCUGCUGGGCGGGGGCGGCCCGCCCGCGGCGGCGGCGGCGCCGCCGGUCGACGCGAUGGCGAUGCUGGGCAUGGGCGGCGCCGCGCCGGCGCCGCCGCCCGCCGCGCCCGGCUCCUUCCCGCCCUUCCAGGCGUGGAACAAGAACGGGCUCCAGAUCGAGUUUGCGUGCACCAAGGACGCGUCGAACCCGUCCGUGACGGCCAUCGAGGCGUCCUUCACCUCGGCGCAGCCGACGCCCCUCACGGGCUUCAACUUCCAGGUGGCGGUGCCAAAGUACAUGAAGCUGCAGAUGAGCCCCGCUUCCUCGUCGACCGUGCCGCCGAGCAACUCCGGGAAGGUGACCCAGACCUUCAAGGUUGCAAACUCGAUGCACGGCCAGAAGCCCGUGUUGCUGAGGAUCAAGAUCGACUACUCGGCGGGCGGGCAGGCCGUCUCGGAGCAGGGGCAGGUAGACAACUUCCCGCCCGGCAUCUAGAGGGGCGCCGCCCCGCUCUGGCCGCCGCCCGCCCCUCCCUCGCCGCCGAGGGGGGCGGGCUGGCGGCCCGAGCCGGGCGGGUGUGUCCACCUGCCUCUGCUCUGUGAUUUGGUGCGCGAGGCGCGCGGCGAGUGCGGAGAGCGGCCGCGGGCGAGCGCGGGAGCGCAGAUGGGGUCGUGGGAGAGAGAGAGUCAGAGCAAACAGAGGGAGGCGCGCCGCGGAGGCAGAGCGGUGGCAGAGCCAUGCGCCGGUACUAUAUAACGUUUUGGGUUUUC